Molecule: messenger RNA, 2127 nt
Organism: Acanthopagrus latus (yellowfin seabream)
Lineage: Eukaryota; Metazoa; Chordata; Actinopteri; Spariformes; Sparidae
Exons: 9
Coding region: 137-1378 (413 amino acids)
Source: RefSeq, a predicted model, not a curated record
CUACAACAGCUGAACGAUAACUGAGCUCCUCAGAGCUGCAGGUGAAGGUGAUCAGAUGGAAGAAGACACAACCCAACAGGUGAGUUAACAUCCUGCAGAGUCUCUGUCUUUAUUCACCAGCAACAUCUUCAUUCAUAUGUUCAGAUCACUGACAACAACAAAGAAAGUGUUGUUGGUGCAGCUGAACAUUUAUCUGUCAGUGGCAGCUGCAUGUUCACUUUUAAAGAUUCAUUUAUCAGUAGAAAGAAUAUUAAAGGAAAAUAGAUUAUUGUCAAACAUUAAAACUAUUCAAAUGAACAACACGUCUCCACUUUUGUUCCAUUUGUCUCAUAACUCCAUUUGUAUUGUUGACAAACUCAGAGACACACACACACACACACACACACACACACACACACACCUUGUAUCUGCUGGAAGCUCUCUGUUUCUGUCUCCUCUCUCUCCUCAGGAUGCAGACUCAGGUGAUGUGAAGUGUCCAAAGUGUGGUUUCUCCUUUACACCCACAGUAGACGAGGCUGGUGAGGAGAAGAAGGUCCUGCAUGAACAGGUCGACCCAGAGAUCCUAAAGGAGCUGAGGGAUGUGAUGUCAACAUCAUAUAAAUAUCCUGUAGAUGAUGAAGGUUUGAAGAAGUGCAUCAUGAAGACGUCAAUCAACCUGAAGAAGCUUUUAAACUUCUUUAAAGAUGUUGCAGCUCUACACGAGAACACUGAUCAAGGUGAAGGUGAUCAGAUGGAAGAAGACACAACCCAACAGGAUGCAGACUCAGGGUCAGUGGAGAGUCCAGAGUGUGGUUCCUCUGGUCCACCUGCAGUAGAACAGGCUGGGGAGGAGGAGACGGAGGAGAAGGAGGAGCAGGAGGUCCAAUCUGCAGGACAGAAACCCUCAUGGUGGUCGUCCUGGUCCUGGUCCAAAGGGAGGAUCUCUACACAUUCAGCACAACCUUUGAGGAUUCCACCUGUGUACACAGUGAAGGUCCACUCAGUCUCUACUGGUCAGACCUGUGGUGCUGAUGAUGAAAUACUGGAAAAAGUGAAGAAUAUGAAAUGGACACAGGUGAAGAUCACAGGCUGUCAGGAGUGUGACAUCAUCAUCGUCUUCUGUCCAAUCACGUCUCGUGUUGGAUCAGAUGUGUCGGCAGCCAUGAGAGAGAUUCCAGCAGGUGAUAAACCUGUGAUUUUAGUGCUGAUGCAUCACACCAGACGUGUCCACUUUUUGACUGAUGUCAAAAAGUGGAGUGGAAUCUAUCAGAACGUCAAGUUGGAUGUUCAUGUUCUCUUCCAUGAGACUCAGCCUGGAUUACUGAAGUGUCCAAGAAAUGAUGAGGCAGUUCAUCAAAUACAAACAGUGUUAAAAGAUCUCAGUAGAAGUUGGUUUUGAUGACUAGUUCUGGUUUUGUGUGGAGCAACAAACAACAUUAUUAAUUAUUAAAGGCAGAUAAAUGUCUGAUGUCUGUGAUGAAGCACCAGCUCCCUCACUAGUUGCUAACCAUUUUUUUUUUUUUCAGAAAGAUGGAAAGACACUCAAACACAGUUUUCUUUAUUUGAAUUGUUUCCACUAACGUGUUAAAUAAAAAGAAUUGUACUUUAAGUUGAUUUCUCAAAAUGAAUGUAUAAGACUUGUGGCAAUCCAGGUAAUAACCUGUAUUGGAGUCCUUUGUGGUGGCCAUCUUGUGCUGGUGUGGAGAGAGGAAGCGCACCUCAGCAGUAGCCUUUUUAUGUGGAGUAUGAGAAGGCAUGUUCUCAGUUGUGAUUGGAUAACGGAUGUGUGAUGUCAUGAUGCGUAAUUAAGCUAAAUACUGAUUAAAGUACAAAUCAUUUGUUUGCUGUGAAUGUGCAGUAGGUAUUUUAGUCUAAGGAUGAAUGAAUUUACAACUUGUUAGUGUGAGCAACUGAAAGAAAACUAUGUCUAUUCAUUGUAACUGUUUUCAAUUCUCCAUUAUAGAGAUAUAGGCCAGUUGAACUGGAAAGGUCGACUCUCCCGCUACAUAUGUGAGUGGAGUGAAAGAGGGUGUGGAGUUUAGUUUUUUUAUUCUUGGGAAGAGAGCGACCUGAGCUGUCUGAAGUUCAGUAAGAAAUGUUUGUUUGUUUUUGAGACUAAAAUAAAAGUCUUCCUAUUUUUUUCCUGCA